Vigna unguiculata (cowpea) is the source of this 1038-nucleotide messenger RNA. RefSeq names its product ribosomal protein S5 domain protein. The record is from RefSeq and is a predicted model, not a curated record. NCBI's taxonomy places the organism in Eukaryota, Viridiplantae, Streptophyta, Magnoliopsida, Fabales, Fabaceae. Gene Ontology annotation, cellular component: cytoplasm. Gene Ontology annotation, biological process: regulation of translational initiation.
AAUAUCACAAAACAAAAGAAAGAGGUUGAAGGAAGGAGUAGGAGAAAGAAAAGGCCAUGGCUUCCGACGAUUGAUUCAUUGCUUAUAGCUUUGAGAGACGCCAAAGGAGGAAUCUUUUGCAGUCAGAUAGAUGCCUGUGUCGGUAACGCUACCCACUACUCAGCACCGCUUCUGCGCUUCACUCUUUGCCAUCGCCAAGGCCAACAAAACCACCAUGGCCAGCACCAGCAAUUCCGGUGGGGCCUUCACCACAAUUCAAGAGAGGGUCACUUUCGAGAAAGAGAUCAAGAAAAGCAAGUUCAUUGCCAUUGCUGGCCCCAUCGCCAAUGAAAAAUCCGCCAUGUCUUUCCUUUCUCAGGUCCGGGAUCCACGUGCCACUCACAAUUGCUGGGCUUACAAGGUGGGAGAUCAAUACCGGUCCAAUGAUGACGGUGAGCCAUCAGGAACAGCUGGGAAACCAAUACAAACUGCUAUUGAUUCUUCAGGAAUAGACAGAGUAAUGGUGGUGGUGAUCAGGCAUUUUGGGGGUAUCAAAUUAGGAACUGGGGGAUUGGUCAGGGCUUAUGGAGGAGUUGCAUCAGAAUGCUUGAGGAAUGCCCCAACUUGCCUUGUUAAAACAAAGGUGCCAAUGGGUGUAGAGGUUCCCUUUGACCUACUUGGAGUUCUCUACCAUCAGGUGCAAUCUUUUCAUGUGGAAGACAUCAAGCAGGAUUAUGAUACCGGUAAAGAUGGCAUAUCUAUGGUUACUUUUAAAGUUGAUUUUGACCAAGCUGAGAAAUUGGAGGAUGCACUGAAAGCCAAUUGUAGCAGAGAAUUGAAGUUUUAUAAGCGGUGAAACAUGAUUACAUGGGAUCAGUCUUAGGAUUUUGAUUAUAUUUUUCUUAUAUAUGGAAGAUACUUCUUCACCUGAAGAUUGGAUGUAUGGGACAUCUCCAGGGCCUUGACUAAUUUGAAAAUGGAGAAACUUGUUUAUAUAAUAGUUUAAAAACUAAAAGACAUUUGUUUGUGAUGUACUCAUAAUGUUACAUAAUUUGUAAA